This is a messenger RNA of Penicillium brevicompactum, 1323 nucleotides long. RefSeq lists its product as uncharacterized. The transcript is spliced from 3 exons. The record is from RefSeq and is a predicted model, not a curated record. Gene Ontology annotation, biological process: peptidoglycan turnover; amino sugar metabolic process. Gene Ontology annotation, molecular function: phosphotransferase activity, alcohol group as acceptor; ATP binding. Bases 1 to 1323 code for a protein of 440 amino acids. Lineage: Eukaryota; Fungi; Ascomycota; Eurotiomycetes; Eurotiales; Aspergillaceae.
AUGGCUUCGAGCACGACCAACGGUACUGCUGACCAUGCCUUGGAUCUGACUGUUCUCGGCCUGAACAGCGGGACGUCGAUGGAUGGCAUCGACUGUGCCCUUUGCCGCUUCCGCCAGGAGACCCCUGAGUCCCCAAUGCACUUUGAGCUGCUGAAGUAUGGAGAAAUUCCGCUGGAGCCAGUCAUCAAGAAACGGAUCAUGAAUAUGAUCCUGCGCAACCAAACAUCCCCAUCCGAGUUAUCGGAAGUAAAUGUCAUCCUCGGCGAGACAUUUGCAUCCGCAGUGCAUCAGUUUUGCAAGGAGCAAAACGUCGACAUCGAAUCUAUUGAUGUGCUAGGCUCCCAUGGCCAAACAAUCUGGCUUCUCUCGAUGCCGGAACAAGGAGAAACACGGAGCGCACUGACGAUGGCUGAGGGCUCGUUCCUGGCCUCGCGUACCGGUAUCACCUCAGUGACCGACUUCCGCGUGAGCGAUCAAGCUGCUGGACGACAGGGUGCGCCGCUGAUUGCCUUUUUCGACGCCCUCGUGUUACAUCACCCGACUAAGUUACGUGCCUGUCAAAACAUCGGUGGUAUCGCAAAUGUAUGCUUUAUCCCGCCUGACACCCACGGUGGUGUAGACGGAUGUUACGACUUUGAUACCGGCCCUGGUAAUGUGUUUAUCGAUGCGGUCGUUCGCUAUUAUACAGACGGUGAACAGGAGUACGACAAGGAUGGCGAGAUGGGUGCACGUGGUAUCGUUGAUCAAGAGCUUGUAGACGAAUUCCUUUGUCACAAGUAUUUUGCUCUUGAUCCACCGAAGACUACAGGCCGUGAAGUUUUCCGCGAUACCCUCGCACACGACCUCAUUGUCAAAGCUGAAUCAAAAGGACUUAGUCCUGAUGAUGUCGUUGCGACUAUUACACGCGUUACUGCACAGGCUAUUGUGGAUCACUACCGUCGAUAUGCCCCGAAAGAUCUUGAGAUCGCAGAAAUCUUCAUGUGUGGUGGUGGCGCAUAUAAUCCGAACAUCAGCGGAUAUAUCCAGAAGCACUAUCCGAACACUCGUAUUCUAAUGCUUGACGAGGCUGGUAUCCCAGCAGGCGCAAAGGAGGCUAUCACCUUUGCCUGGCAGGGUAUGGAAGCUGUGGUUGGUCGUUCUAUUCCUGUUCCUACACGUGUCGAGACCCGUCAAGAGUAUGUUCUUGGAAAAGUGUCCCCUGGAAAGAACUACCGAAAGGUUCUGCAGCAAGGUAUGCAGUUUGGUGCCGGGCGGGACCAUCUAUCUCCAGUGAAGGAGCUGGUCAACUACGUCGACGGCAAGGUUUUCAAUAACAAGUGGUAA